Onychomys torridus (southern grasshopper mouse) is the source of this 234-nucleotide messenger RNA. Its product is annotated as translation machinery-associated protein 7-like. The transcript has a single exon. Bases 1 to 192 code for a protein of 63 amino acids. Lineage: Eukaryota; Metazoa; Chordata; Mammalia; Rodentia; Cricetidae. The record is from RefSeq and is a predicted model, not a curated record.
AUGUUGGGCUGCGAAGGUGGUAAAAAGCCCCUGAAACAGCUCAAGAAGCAGGCCAAGGAGGUGGAUGAGAAAGAUGAGGCUUUCAAGCAGAAACAAAAAGAGGAGCAGAAGAAACUCGAGGAGCUAAAAGCCCAGGCCGAGGGCAAGGGACCCCUGGCCACAGGUAGAAUUAAGAAAUCUGGCAAAAAGUAAGCUGUUCCUCAUAUUGGAGAUGAUGGUGACCCUCUUCCAUUC